Molecule: messenger RNA, 996 nt
Organism: Silurus meridionalis
Lineage: Eukaryota; Metazoa; Chordata; Actinopteri; Siluriformes; Siluridae
Product: apoptosis facilitator Bcl-2-like protein 14
Exons: 6
Coding region: 251-913 (220 amino acids)
Biological process (GO): regulation of apoptotic process
Source: RefSeq, a predicted model, not a curated record
CACACACACACACGCACACACACACACAUGGUAACGCCUACCGUGUCCCAGAUUGUAGAGAGAUCAGUUUUAAUCACACUGUUAUGACAAGUGGCUUUCCGAUGUAUUAUACAUACACGCUCUGUAGUUAUUGAGCUCAAGUGAGGCAUUGGGAAAAAGUGAACCUGAUCUGGCAACCCUGACACCCGGUAUUAAGCUUGUGAUCACGCUUCCGUUACAUUAGUGAGUGUGUUUCAUUCCUGUCAUCAAAAUGGAGACCAUGCAAGCUGACGGCCAGUUUACUACCGAGUAUAAGCUUUUGAAGAUUUAUCAUAAAAAAAGAAAGCAAAAAUCAAGAGCAACACUUGAAAACACACUCGACUAUAAGGAAACAUUAGUCAAAGAUGCGCUGCCAAGAAUUCAGGCAGCCAGUAGUCAUAAAUUCCAGAGUGAAAGUGUCCGGGUUACUGCCUCUGGAAAGACUGCUGCAUUUGAUCAAGUGGCUGAUAAACUGACUCACAUUGUAGACCAUGCACCUCCUGUUCAGGAUCAAGUAGUAACAGACCAUGAUGCCGUGCAGCGGCUUGUAAGUUUAUUGAAAGAAUAUGGGGACCUAGUGAAUGAAAAGAUUGUUAACGAUGAGGAACUUUUAAGCUUUCUCCAAGGCCCCUUCUCCUACAGCCUUUUUGAAAAACUGGCCUCAGCUUUCAUUUACAGCAUGGUGCCCCCAGGCAAGCAAAAGGAAGAAGAUGAUAAUCAGAAAAAGAUUGCUUGGACCUUUGAAAUGACCAGUAGGCUAAGCACCUUGGACCUGCAGCCUAUGAAUAGAGUGAUGGGAUUCGGGGCCCAGUAUGUUCAUCAACAUUUUGCUCCAUGGAUCCAGCAACAUGGUGGCUGGGAAAAUGCUUUUGAAUCUGAUGAAGAUGUGCAAUAAACAAAAAAGGCACUGUCACAACUACCUUAUAAAUAAACACCGAAAUGAUUUUUUUGUCAUAACACGACUUUUACUGAAAUGUU